Molecule: messenger RNA, 2362 nt
Organism: Argiope bruennichi
Lineage: Eukaryota; Metazoa; Arthropoda; Arachnida; Araneae; Araneidae
Product: phenylalanine dehydrogenase-like
Exons: 10
Coding region: 27-1628 (533 amino acids)
Biological process (GO): amino acid metabolic process
Molecular function (GO): oxidoreductase activity, acting on the CH-NH2 group of donors, NAD or NADP as acceptor
Source: RefSeq, a predicted model, not a curated record
UUUUAUGGUUUGUUUACUGCGUUUUCAUGGCGCUCGCGAAUUUGAAGUAUCUCUCACGACUACACUCCUGUUUGAAAAACUGUCCUACUCUGUCAACAAUUUGUAACACUUAUCAUCUUCGGGAGUGCGAUGUAGUCAGAAACAUUUGUUCUACUGUUUGUAAUUUUCACAGAACUGCUCAUAAAGAAACUUCCUCCUUCAAAAACGAAAGUCGUAGAACAGGGAAAGUACACUCAUUUCGUAAAUACAGUUCAGAGGCUGAAAAAUCCCUAUUAUCAGCAUGCCCAACAACCUUUGUUGAUUUCUUGAAAAGUAAAAAGAUAACCCGCUGUUUUUUUGCUUGGAAUGAUACAAGUAAAAAGGUUGAAGCUUCUCACCCUGAACUAAAAGAGAUAGAAGAUUGGUUGAAUGAUCCAGACAAUUCUUAUUUUCAGCAGCAUGAAGCCGUUUUUCUGUCUGUUGGAAUGCGGUCCAGUUGUUUGUUGGGUGCAUUUUUAUGGAAAUUAAACAGAGGACAAGCGCAUGGUGGUAUCCGAAUGACUCCAUUUACAUCUGUCCAACAUUAUCUCAUUGAAGGUUUAAGAUUAUCCAAACGGCUUGGAGUUAAAUCAGCUCUAGCUGGUUUAUGGGUUGGUGGUGGCAAAGGAUUAAUAUUUGAGCCCAAGGAUCGGCAGCAUAUUCAACCUGAAUUUCGUCAAAAGAUAUUUUAUGAUUAUGGCGAUUUUCUUUCAUCUCUAAAUGGAUGCUUCAUUGCUGGAAUGGAUACUGGAGUAAAUGCAUUUGAUUUGUUCAAUGUUCAUACCCACUCUCGAUGGGUUGUUUCGGGUCCAGAAGACAUAGGAGGAUCUGGAAGUGCAGCUGCCAUCUUGGGAAAAGGUCUCCUGUGUGCUAUGGAAGCAGCUUUGGAUUAUUUAGGUGCUGGAGAUUUGAGUGGAAUGCGAGUGGCUGUUCAAGGAGCUGGAGGAAUAGGUUUGGCAGUGACUUCUGGUUUGUUAGAUCGUGGAGCUGCUCAUGUUUAUGUUACUGAUACCAGUAAAAAAAGCAUUGGUGAUCUGCAUGAUGCUUUAGCUUCGAAAGCUAGAGGUCGUCUGAAAGUUGAUAAAGUGAACAUAGGUGAUAACACUAUAAUAGGAUAUGACUGUGAUAUAUUUGCACCCUGCGCAGUAGGGCAUGUACUGACUCCUGAAACAAUCGUCAAUAUCAAAGCGAAAGUUGUGUGUGGUUCAGCCAAUGCCCUGCUUGCAUCAGAGGGUGAUGCUGGUCUCCUUGCUGAUAGAGAUGUCACCUAUGUGCCAGAAUUCAUACCUAAUAGAAUGGCUUUUGUGAAUGCAACCAAUGAACACUAUGGCCGCAUGUACAGAGAUCCAGCUAUAGAAAGACAUUUUGACAAAAAUUGGGAACAUUCUAUUUAUUAUUUAACUCAGAAAACGCUCAAAAUGGCUGCUGAAAAGAAUAUCACCGUCAUUGAUGCUGCUCAUGAACUAGCAGAUGCCUUUAGUUUAGAGAAACAUCCAUUGUGGCCAGAUAGAACCAAAACUAUCAUCCAAAGUCUUAUAGCUGGUCAAUGGCAUAAUGGUCAAGAUUUCUGGCGCAAACGUCGCAACUUUGCAAAGAAUGACUGUUCUUAAUUGUCAUUAUUAUUUUGUAUGUAUCAGAGGCACAGGAUACCUUCUAAAACAGAAAUGCUAUUUUUUAUCUUCACUUUUUUGGAGGAAAUUUGAAUAUCCAGUUUACUUUGUUUACAUUUUUUUAAAAGUAAUAUGGAUUUGAAUCUCAUUUUUUACAAAACACACUUUUUAGAAAACACUGAAAAAAAAUGACUUAUAAAAAUCUCAAUGAAUAUUAAAGCAGACAAAAUGCUUAAUCUUCAAGGAAAUUUAAAUCUUCAAUCUGCUUAAAUCUUCAAGGCAUAUUUAAGCAGACUGAAAUUUAAACUAAAGCUGUAAUAAUUCAUAAAGUGCUAUAUUUUCAUUUAAGAACAUAUGGAUUUUAAUUAAUUACAUAUAAUUCUAGAAUGUUGAGUUUUGUUUUUUUAUCUGUGCCUAACAUUGGGAAUAGGAUUUUGUUGUAUUUAAAUAAUGCAUUUUGAUUUCUGCGUUUCAAUGAUUCUGUUUUCAAUAUUCACUUUUGAAAAAUCUUAAUUGAAAUAUGAAAUUCAUACUGCUUUACUUUACAUAAAUACUUAACAUAUUUAUUCUUUUUUUUUAUAUUUUGAAUAAAAAAUCAUUUUUCUUGGAAGGUUUUUAUAAAUGUAAUAUCAAGUUUCUGAACAUUUAUAAAAUUUUAAAAUAACUAAUUGUGUAAUUACAAUCGCUGUGUUUUAUAAGUUUGCCUUCAAUUAUAUAUAUUUAAAAAUUCAAGA